Molecule: messenger RNA, 678 nt
Organism: Nicotiana attenuata
Lineage: Eukaryota; Viridiplantae; Streptophyta; Magnoliopsida; Solanales; Solanaceae
Product: early nodulin-like protein 2
Exons: 2
Coding region: 59-658 (199 amino acids)
Cellular component (GO): plasma membrane
Molecular function (GO): electron transfer activity
Source: RefSeq, a predicted model, not a curated record
UUUAACUUCUCUUUAUAUCAUAUUCUCUAAUUCUUACAGUUUGAUCUGCAUAUUAUACAUGGAUUCUCCUUCCUUUGUUAGCUUUUUCUUUGCGAUAUUUCUGAGUGUUAUUUGGACAUCUCAAGCAUACACAUUCUAUGCUGGCGGCAAACAAGGCUGGAUUUUAAAACCUUCUGAAUCAUAUAGUCAUUGGGCUGAAAGAAACCGCUUCCAAGUUAAUGACACUAUUGUUUUCAAGUACAAAAAAGGUUCAGAUUCAGUUCUCGUAGUCCACAAAGAUGAUUACUUCAAAUGCAAAAAGGACAAGCCAAUCCAUAAGCUAAACAAUGGUAAAUCAAAAUUGAAGUUUACAAGGUCAGGUGCAUUCUACUUCAUCAGUGGAAAAGAUGAUAACUGUGAGAAGGGCCAGAAGCUUUUAGUUGUUGUGUUAUCUCCCAAUCACAAGCGCCAUAAAUCUCCAUCCCCAGCCACCCAAACGCCGUCGAGUUCUCCCGUUACCACCCCAACUCAGCCACCGGAGGAUAUUCCUUCCGUUGUGGCACCGUCGCCGCAAUCCAUUUCACCAGCUCCGGCUCCAACCAAAUCGGCUGCAGUGGUUGUUGGUUCAAGUGGUUUUGUUUGGGUGUUUAGUUUGAUCAUGGCUAUUGUUGUUCUUUAAUUUAAUUUAAGUCGUUGUGU